CAAGUACAGACGCAAGAUUUUACAACAAAAGUGUAAAUUUCCAGCAAUGAAGUUGGGGCAGGAAUAAAUCAAAGUUAACUUCACCCACCUUCUUUGCCGUUCAUCGAAAAAUAUAGCAAUUUCGAUCUACCUUGUUUAUCCCUUUCAUGUUUUUGCCUCACAAACAAACAAGUAAUACGCAUCAGUACUGUUCUUCCACCCUCAUCCUCCAUUAAUGCAUCAACGAACUUUCGACCUCAAUCGACACAGUCCCAUACCCAAUUAUGGGGUAUCUUACUCUCACCCAUUAUUAUACCAAAACCCUAGAAUAAGAAUUUCCGACUUCAAAACCAACUGCUACACUCACCAUAAUCAUGUCAUUAGAACUCAUGUUCCUGUUAAUUGCAUAAGUUAUGGAAUUGAUGUGUCCGUUUCGAAGCAUCGCCGUCUUUCUUCCGUCAAUUUCUCCGGAAAGAAAGAAUUUGAUGUCGCCACCCUUGGAAACCUAUGUGUUGACGUUGUGCUUAAUGUUCCCAAUUUGCCCCCUUCGUCCUUUGACGAACGUAAAAAUUACAUGGAACAGCUUGCUAAAUCGCCUCCUGAUAAGAAACACUGGGAAGCUGGUGGUAACUGCAACAUGGCUAUAGCAGCAGCAAGAUUGGGACUUCGUUGCAUUGUAAUUGGUCAUGUUGGGGAUGAAAUAUAUGGAAAAUUUCUCUUGGAUGUUCUUCAAGAUGAGGGGAUUAAUCUGAUAGGGAUGAGAGAAGAUGAUGAUAUAAUCAACAGUUCCAGUAGUGCAUAUGAGACACUUUUAUGUUGGGUCUUGGUGGAUCCUUUACAAAGACACGGGUUUUGCAGUCGAGCAGAUUUUAGCAAGGAGCCUGCAUUUACUUGGAUGAGAACAUUAUCUGAUGAAGUAAAGAGGAAUAUACAAAAGUCAAAAGUCCUUUUCUGUAAUGGCUAUGGCUUUGAUGAGCUUCCUGCAAAUCUGAUUACUCAUGCCCUUGAGUAUGCUGUUGAAGUUGGAACAUCAGUCUUUUUUGACCCUGGACCAAAGGGAAAAUCUCUUGCUAUUGGGACACCUGAAGAACAAGAAGCACUUGCUAAGUUGCUGAGGUUUAGUGAUGUUCUUCUUCUAACUUCAGAGGAGGCUGAAUCAAUGACUGGGUUGGAUAACCCAAUAGCAGCUGGAAAGGAGUUGCUAAGUAAAGGAGUCCGAACAAAAUGGGUGAUCAUUAAAAUGGGAUCAAAGGGCUCUAUUUUAAUCACCAAAUCAGGCAUUUCAUGUGUGCCUUCAUUCAAGGUGGAAGUGAUGGACACGGUUGGAUGUGGAGACAGCUUUGUGGCUGCGAUUGCAUUUGGUUACAUACACAAGAUGCCAUUACUUCAUACAUUAACAAUAGCCAAUGCAGUGGGUGCAGCAACAGCCACCGGUUGUGGGGCCGGGAGAAAUGUUGCAAACUUACAAAAAGUCAAGCAGCUCAUCAAGGAGUCAAACCUCAAUGAAGACGACACUUUUUGGAACAAAUUACUCCAUGAAAAUUUGAACAAAAAAGAAGACAUCACAAUUCUGUCAAAAAAAACAGCAAACAAUGAAUUUUUUAAACAUGUAACCCUUCAAAAGGUGGUUAGUGAGGUUCUUCAUAAGCUUGAGGAAGCCCUAAAAAGACAAUCCAUACCCCUACCUUCUCAUUCUUCGUUUUCCCCUUGUGCCCUUGUUGCCCUUUUGCUUCAAAAUUUCUGUGUUCCCCAUCCCUACCCUCAGCCCUCUUUCAGAUUUUCGAAACUUUUAGCACUUAGAACGUCAAGUUGUGUGGCGAAAUUUGGUUUUUAUUAUCGCUUGAUCCGUUGGAGGCUCGGUUUUCUAAUUUUUAUCGCACUUGGAACCUUCAGUUGUAGGUUGAAAAUUGGUUUUGGUUGUAGCUGGAUCUGAUAGAGGUUUGGUCUAGAUUGAUGCUUCUUGUCCUCCGGAACUUGUGACUUUUGUGAGAGUAAUAUCAUGGAAAACCAUGACAUGAUUGUUGGAUCAAGGCCAGACAUAUCAUCCAUUCAGAACCAAUUAAGACAUGAACAGAAUUAUGUGGGCAGACAGAAUCAGAAUCAUACCUCUGAACUGGGACAGACACAGAACCUCAAGCAUGAGACCGAAUUAGGAGAGAACAAUAAUCAUCGCAUAACUCUAACACAACACCAUGAUCAUGAUCAUGAUACUGAUCAUGAUCAUGAGCUACUUCUAGACCAUGAAAUUGCAACCAUGUCACAUCCACAUAAUCAUGGAAACGAAGCCACAACCGAAUUCGAUGACACCAAUCAACAACACGACAACAACCAAUACAACGAUGGUGCCACAAAUCCUGAUUCCCAAUUAGUCCUUUCAGAUCAAUGUCACGAGAUGGGUUUAUCCAACGAUCACGGAUUACCCGUUGUAGAUAACAACCACGAGCUUGUGGUACACCAGAACACUGCUGACAUGGGUGUAGUAGUACCUCUACCUCUAUCUUUUCACAGACCCGAUCUCGUCCUCACAACUCCAGUAAUCCAAAGCCGAACAGUGGCUCCUCCAAACUACGAAUUAAUGGUGGGUCAAGAGUUUCCAGAUGUCGCGAGCUGUCGUAGGGCUUUAAGACACACUGCAAUCGCUCUUCACUUUGAGAUACAAACUGUUAAAUCUGACAAGACACGUUUCACUGCUAAAUGUGCAAGCGAAGGGUGCCCUUGGAGAAUCCAUGCUGCUAAAUUGCCAGGUGUACCAACAUUCACAAUCAGAACAAUCCACUCGGAACAUAACUGUGGUGGAAUCGCGCAUCUUGGACACCAACAAGCUUCGGUUGACUGGGUUGCGAAUACAGUAGAACAACGCCUCAAAGAAAACCCACAAUGCAAACCCAAAGAGAUUCUAGAAGAGAUCCACCGUGUUCAUGGAAUCACAUUAUCGUACAAACAAGCAUGGAGAGGUAAAGAACGGAUCAUGGCAGCUUUACGUGGUUCGUUUGAAGAAGAUUACCGUUUACUCCCUCAGUAUUGUGAUCAGAUUAGAAGCACGAAUCCCGAUAGUAUCGCAUCUGUUUACGUGAAUCCUUCUGACAACUGUUUUCAGCGGCUUUUUAUCUCUUUUCAAGCUUCGAUACACGGGUUUUUGAACGCGUGUAGACCGCUUAUCGGGCUGGAUAGAACCGUUUUGAAAAGCAAGUACCUGGGGACUUUGCUUUUAGCUACUGGGUUUGAUGGAGAUGGUGCUCUGUUUCCUUUAGCAUUUGGUGUUGUUGAUGAAGAAAACCAAGACAACUGGAUGUGGUUCCUUUUGGAGCUUCAUAACUUGUUAGAAAUCAACACUGAAAACAUGCCGAGGCUUACGAUUUUGUCAGACAGACAGAAGAAUAUCGUGGAAGGGGUGGACGCGAACUUCCCAACCGCUUUCCACGGGUUCUGCAUGCGCCACCUCAGCGAAAGCUUCCGGAAGGAGUUCAACAACACGAUGCUGGUGAACCAUCUUUGGGACGCAGCCAACGCGCUUACAAUCAUGGAAUUUGAACAGAAAAUCCUGGAAAUCGAAGAGGUGUCGCAAGAAGCGGCGUACUGGAUCCGACGCGUUCCGGCUCGGUUGUGGGCCACCGCGUAUUUCGAAGGGACGCGGUUCGGCCACCUGACGGCUAACAUUGUGGAAUCGUUGAAUGUAUGGAUUCUAGAAGCUUCCGGACUCCCGAUCAUCCAAAUGAUGGAAUGCAUCCGGAGACAGCUGAUGAUGUGGUUCAAUGAGAGGCGCGAAGCCAGCAUGCAGUGGACUUCGAUUCUGGUCCCGACAGCGGAACGACGGGUAUCGGAGGCGAUUGAUCGCGCGCGGACUUAUCAAGUGCUGAGAGCAAACGAAGCGGAGUUCGAGGUGAUAUCGCAUGAAGGGACGAAUAUUGUUGAUAUAAGAAACCGAAGGUGUUUGUGUCGGGGGUGGCAGCUUUAUGGGCUUCCGUGUGCACAUGCGGUGGCGGCUUUGCUGUCGUGUAGGCAGAAUGUUCAUAGGUUUACUGAAAGUUGUUUUACGGUUGCUAGUUAUAGGAAGGCGUAUUCUCAAACGAUACAUCCGGUUCCUGAUAAGACAUUGUGGAAGGAAAUGGGGUCUUCACAAAUAGGGGAAGGGAGUAGUGGUAAUAAUGUUAUGGAUAUUAUUAUUAACCCUCCCAAGUCCAUUAGACCACCGGGGAGGCCCAGGAAGAGGAGGGUUAGGUCCGAGGAUCGAGGCUCCGUCAAACGGAUCGUGCAUUGUAGUCGGUGUAAUCAAACCGGCCAUUUUAGAACUACUUGUUCCGCUCCGAUAUGAUAUGAUAUGAUAUGAUGUGAUGAAACUGGUUCCGUCUCCGGGGGUGUUUAUGUAAUUUGAGGAGUUGAUCUUUGGAUGAAAGAAUUAAGAAUAUGAGAGGUGAAGAAGGUGGGUUAGUUUUGAUGGGAUAAUGAGUGAAGGAAAUGGUAAUCUCGUCUGGAACUGGAAGUGGAAACAUCUAUUCUAUGGUGAGGUACUUAAAAAUCGUGUGUAGUGACAGUGUAGAUUUUAAGUUUGAAUCUGAUUUACGUUUCUGUGUUAUGUUCUAAAGCAAAAUGUUUUGCGUGAGGUUUUAUUAUUAAAGUCUGUCUGUCUGGCUUAAAAGCUCCUCUUUGUAAUUAUGGGCUAUGGCCAGUUAAGGUUCAGAACAUCAGAUAAGAUGAGACUUCUGUUAAAGAAAUUUUAACAAAAGGGCCUCGUGAAAGACAUGGUCCUUUGUUUAUGGCUUUUGGUGGUAGGGGUUGUAGUCCUCAUCUCCUGGAUAUUGAAUUUUUACUCCAUUCCAU
Molecule: messenger RNA, 4797 nt
Organism: Lactuca virosa
Lineage: Eukaryota; Viridiplantae; Streptophyta; Magnoliopsida; Asterales; Asteraceae
Source: the annotation of a GenBank genome assembly